Molecule: messenger RNA, 1135 nt
Organism: Syzygium oleosum
Lineage: Eukaryota; Viridiplantae; Streptophyta; Magnoliopsida; Myrtales; Myrtaceae
Product: expansin-A4-like
Exons: 3
Coding region: 89-880 (263 amino acids)
Biological process (GO): plant-type cell wall organization
Cellular component (GO): extracellular region
Source: RefSeq, a predicted model, not a curated record
AAGUCUCCUCGUCGCCCCACACACACACACACUCUCUCUCUCUCUCUCUCCCCAAGUCCAGCUUCAUUAGCAUCCUAGAGCAGAGACAAUGGCUUCAGCGAGUGUGAUGGCUCUGGCUGUUGCACUUCUCAGUAUCACCCUGUCCACAACAUGGAUGGUUGAAGCAAGAAUACCAGGCAUCUACACCGAAGGGCCGUGGCAGAGCGCUCACGCCACCUUCUACGGCGGCGCCGACGCCUCCGGCACCAUGGGUGGAGCCUGUGGCUACGGCAACCUCUACAGCCAGGGCUAUGGCGUGAACACGGCCGCGCUGAGCACCGCACUGUUCAACAACGGGUUCAGCUGCGGCGCGUGCUUCGAGAUUAAGUGCGCCAACGACCCACAGUGGUGCCACUCGGGCAGCGCUUCCAUAUUCGUCACGGCCACCAACUUCUGCCCCCCGAACUAUGCGCUCCCCAACGACAAUGGCGGGUGGUGCAACCCUCCCCGCCCCCACUUUGACCUCGCCAUGCCCAUGUUCCUCAAGAUCGCUGAGUACCGCGCCGGGAUCGUCCCCGUCGCGUACCGCAGGGUGCCGUGCCGGAAGCAGGGCGGCAUCAGGUUCACGAUCAACGGCUUCCGGUACUUCAACCUGGUGCUGAUCUCCAACGUGGCGGGCGCGGGGGACAUCGUGAGGGCGAGCGUCAAGGGUGAGCGCACCGGCUGGAUGAGCAUGAGCCGCAACUGGGGCCAGAACUGGCAGUCCGACGCCGUCCUCGUCGGCCAGUCACUCUCCUUCCGGGUCACGGGCAGCGACCGCCGCACCUCCACCUCCUGGAACAUCAUCCCCGCCGGAUGGCAGUUCGGCCAGACCUUCACCGGCAAGAACUUCAGGGUUUGACUCCGGCAUUGACCGAGGGCUCAUUCUCUUUGGUUUUCAUAUAAGGGAAAGAAAUUAGGGUGUGAGACUGUGAUAGUUUUCUAAUUAAUUUGGGUUUAUUGUAAGGUGAGUUCAGAGGCAUAGAAAAGUAGCUGAAGUGGCUGCACAAACACGUGGUAGCCCGCAGCUUAUGAUAGUGCUCUAGGGUUUGAUAUAUAUACUUUCGAUAUGUGUACGUCUCGAUGACCCUAUAAUUAUAAUCAUAUGAUUUGAGAA